Molecule: messenger RNA, 1160 nt
Organism: Coniophora puteana RWD-64-598 SS2
Lineage: Eukaryota; Fungi; Basidiomycota; Agaricomycetes; Boletales; Coniophoraceae
Product: phosophoadenylyl-sulfate reductase
Exons: 3
Coding region: 149-1000 (283 amino acids)
Cellular component (GO): cytoplasm
Molecular function (GO): phosphoadenylyl-sulfate reductase (thioredoxin) activity
Source: RefSeq, a predicted model, not a curated record
GAUAAUUUGAUUGAAAUGGUGAGCAAUCGCAACGCAAUAGUAAGCAUAAGAAAACGAUUAGAAAGCCUUCGGAGGCAUACAAGAUGAAGAUGGACCCCGCUACUUGCGCAAUUACUCGUUGUCCCUCCCCCUUCAACCACCUUACACAAUGUCGUCUGCCUCCACCUUUGACAAACCCCUCAGGCUUCCUCUGACGGAGGCUGACCUCGACGCGAUCAACGCCCACCUUUCCACCAUCUCGUCCGAGCCACAGAAGGUCCUCGCAUGGGGCGUCGAGCACCUUCCUAACCUCUACCAGACCACCGCGUUCGGUCUGACAGGUCUCGUCGCUAUCGAUAUGCUCUCCAAGAUCGCACCUGGCCAUGCGCCGCCGCUCAUCUUCCUUGACACGCUCUAUCACUUCCAGGAAACGCACGACCUCGUCGAGGAGGUCAAGAAGCGGUACGGCCAGACGGUACACGUCUUCCGCCCGGAGGGGUGCGAGACUGCGCAGGAUUUCGAGACCAAGCACGGCGAGAAGCUGUGGGAGGCCAACGAAGAGAAAUAUGAUUACCUUGUCAAGGCCGAACCCGCCCAACGCGCAUACCGCGACCUGCACGUCCAAUCCGUCAUCACCGGCCGGCGCGCCUCGCAGGGCGGCGACCGCGCGUCGCUCCAGCCGCUCGAGGUCGACGCGACGGGCAUGCUCAAGCUCAAUCCGCUCUGCGCGUGGACGCUCGCGGACAUCGAGAAGUACAUGGGCGAAAACAACGUCCCCCGGAACGCGCUGUAUGCCCAGGGAUACAAGAGCGUUGGCGACUGGCACAGCACGCAGAAGAGCGGCGCGGGCGACUCGGGCGAGCGCGCGGGGCGCUGGGCGGACAAGGCGGACAAGACCGAGUGCGGGCUGCAUAAGGAUUUCUUCGCGAUGAAGAAGAAGGCGAAGAUGGAGGCAGAGUUGGCUGCUCAGGCGCAGGCGCAGAUCCCGAUGGCUGCACCCGGCGCGGUUUCGGCUACGUAGAACUUUUGGAGAUUGUUAUAAGGUAUCUUUAUUUUUUGUAUUCUGCUUGGCAUACCACGCAUUAUUGUCCGCCGCGUCCUUGUCGACCCUCCGACCCGGAGAGCAUCAAAAUCCUGUACCUCCCCCUGUAAACAAAUGCAGCAAAUGCAACCCCUCCUAC